AUGUCAUCCUCACCAGAUGAUGUCGAGGGCCCUAAAUUAGAGCCUUCAAUGAUCAAGUCGCUCUUAAUUCAAGAAGACUUAUAUAAAAAGAAGCUACCUGAUCACAUUAAAGAGGAGAGAAGGCAACUUCAACUCCACCUCUGGCACGAAGAAUUCUUUAAUAAGAAUACUGCGCUUGAGAACUACACGUACCUACUCGGAGAGAAAGGUACAACUCGGCACUUUAAAAAGGCUGAACUUUACUACCCGGAGCUUCGCGCUGGGGUGCUAGCCUUAACAAAAGCUAGAUUAGGGCUUUUUCCGUCAAACGAAAAAGCAUUCAUUGAAAGUGAAGUGAACGGCUCCCUCACUCCCGAAGCUGAAAGAUUAGGAAAAAAUGGCUGUCCCUUAUGUGGCGAAAGUCGCGUUGAUGAAGGCGGGGAAUUCACUGAGGAGAUUGAUCACCUCCUCGUUCAAUGUACAUCAUUAAAUGAACUCAGAGAUGAGCAUUUAUCAGCAAUUAUUGCUGACUUAAGAGCUUCGUCCGUCGUAAGAGGAGAAGACAUGUGUAACCAGGUGUCAAGCUUGGGUACACUCAUUAUGGGAGGUAUGUGCCUUCCGCAGACCCGGAAGGGUGCUGCGCUUCGUACCUUUCUCAAGGAGAGCAGUACUGAAGUAUCAGACUGCAAUCACAAAAACCCAUUAUGCUGCGACGCGAAAUGCGACCGCGGAGUGAUUAGUAGUCACACUUAUGCGGCAAACAUGUUAUUGUUACCGAGGCGUGUAAACGUAUGGUGA
Melampsora larici-populina 98AG31 is the source of this 777-nucleotide messenger RNA. RefSeq lists its product as uncharacterized. The record is from RefSeq and is a predicted model, not a curated record. The coding region runs from base 1 to 777 and encodes 258 amino acids. The transcript is spliced from 2 exons. Lineage: Eukaryota; Fungi; Basidiomycota; Pucciniomycetes; Pucciniales; Melampsoraceae.